Anopheles moucheti is the source of this 2828-nucleotide messenger RNA. RefSeq names its product peroxisomal targeting signal 1 receptor (gene Pex5). Gene Ontology annotation, biological process: protein import into peroxisome matrix, docking. The record is from RefSeq and is a predicted model, not a curated record. NCBI's taxonomy places the organism in Eukaryota, Metazoa, Arthropoda, Insecta, Diptera, Culicidae. Gene Ontology annotation, cellular component: peroxisomal membrane; cytosol. Gene Ontology annotation, molecular function: protein binding. The transcript is spliced from 3 exons. Bases 526 to 2343 code for a protein of 605 amino acids.
UUGACAAAUUUCUAAACAAAUAAAACAAUAUUUGAGUACUAAACUGGUAACCAGCAAAAUUCGCAGUGAAGUAGCAGUAUCAGGUUGUGUAGAAAGGAAAAGGAAUCAUGACCUGUGUGUUCUAGUACCCCGCUCUUCGAAACAAAGGUCAUCGGUAAAGGAGAAUCACAACAAAUCCCAGCAGACAGCUUUACGGCAGGAGACGGUUUGUACCGCAAGGAAUAGGAAGAAAACAUUUACGACCUGGGGGGCUGUUAUCAGUUUAUCAGGCCUUUCAUGAUCACUCCCGAAAGUGGCAGCGAUAGGUGAAAUCUUCGCUUUUUUCGCUAUUGAACGGAAUCUGUACGGCAUCUAAUUCGGAUCGGUUCGUGUUUGUUUCAAUGACAUGUGUCGAUCCUGGUUGGCAAUAAACUAGCGAUCGAGUCGUGGCACGGAACAGGUUAUUGGUGUAACGAUAAAAGCGUAAGAUAGAGAGGCCUUUGAAGUUCUAUGUGAUUUGCGAGCGAUCGAACUAGCGCGUUGAAGAUGUCCUUCAAGGAUCUUGUCGAGCCGGAAUGUGGCGGAGCAAACCCGUUGAUGAACCUGGGCCGGCAGGUGCGACGUGAUGUUGCCCUACAGGACGAAGGUUUGGCGGGCGGGCGCAGUUCUUUCGCCGGAGCAGAUCGAGAGCUUGUGAAGGAAUACAUGGACCAAAUAGCACCGGGUCCACAAACCUUCCGAAUGGAUGAGCUGCUGAAGGAGAUGCGUGAAAUUGAUGCCCACAAUCAUAGGCAGCAGCAAAUGGUAGGGCCGGGUCGAACAAUCGAUAUGGUAGGACCUGGUGGUGCUUGGAGCGAAGAGUUUCGCGCUGAUGCCGCUCAUCCGAGAGAGGAAAGCAAGCUGUCGAGUGUCUGGUCUCAAUCGCAGAUGCCACCAAUUCACGCCAAUAUGCCAUUGAGAGCUGUAGAUGCCACCCAUCAACAGCCCACCAUUCGGCAAGCGGCCAGUGACAUGAUGUAUCACGCUUACGGUGGACAAAUGUACAACCCAAACAUACGUCAGAGUGAGUUUGUACGUUUUAUGGGCAACGUAAGUGCGGGAAAUGUACGAAUCAACGAUGGAAGUGUCGAGGUUUCGCACAGCGUAUGGGAGAAUCGAUUCGAUGAGCUGGAGGCAAGCUCCUCAAAGGGGAAAGUGCAGCAGCAAGAGCAUAAACCAGACGAAACACAAAAACAGGAAGAUGAUUGGGCGAAGGCAUUUGUGGAUGAAAAGCAGGGAGAGGAUCAAGCCUCAGACAAUUAUAACAAGCAAUUUUGGGAGCGCCUGCAAGACGAAUGGCGAACGCUGUCGGAAGACGAGGGAAAACAUCCGUGGCUGUCCGAGUUUAAUGACUUUUAUGAUCCCUUCAAGGAGUACAAAUUCGACGAAGAAAACCCGAUGGCGGACGUGGAGAAUGCGUUCGAGAAGGGUAAAGCGUUCCUAGAACAGGGUGACAUUCCGAGUGCAGUCCUGUGCUUCGAGUCGGCCGUCAAACAGGAUCCGGAGAAUCCGGAAAUUUGGGAACAGCUGGGCUUUUCACAGGCAGAAAACGAGAAAGAUCCGAACGCGAUCGCUGCAUUCAACAAGGCACUUUCAUUCAAUCCCAAUAACAUGCCGGUUCUGAUGGCUUUAGCCAUUUCGUACACUAACGAGGUGUUGCAAAACCAGGCCCUUCGGAUGUUGGUCCGCUGGAUGAAGUGUAAUCCGAAGUAUGAGCAUCUGGUGCCGCCAGAGAUGCUCCAAGCGGAGGAUUCACCCAUAGCAAGCUCGCUGAUGGGCGGACCGAAAUUAAAGGACGUGCAGGAACUCUUCAUAAAGGCGGUUCAACAGUCGCCGACCGAGAUCGAUGCGGACAUACAGGAAGCGCUUGGCGUGCUCUUCAAUCUAUCGUCUGAGUUCAACAAGGCGGUUGACUGUUUCAAUGCUGUACUACAAGUACGUCCAGAAAGUUCUAAGGCGUGGAAUCGGCUGGGCGCCAGUUUAGCCAACGGCAAUCGUUCUUUGGAAGCGGUUGAUGCGUACCAACGUGCACUCGCGUUCCAUCCUGGGUUUAUCCGGGCCCGAUUCAACGUGGGCGUGAUUUGUGUCAAUCUGAAAGCGUACAAGGAAGCGGCAGAACAUCUGCUGACGGCGCUGAAUAUGCAGGCAAACUCAGCCGCUCGUUCCGGGUUGAAGGUGCAGUCGAUGUCUAAUCAGAUGUCCGGUGCAAUCUGGAGCUUGCUACGCAUGGUGCUGUCGCUUAUGAACCGGAAAGACCUGCAUACGGCGGUGGACAAACGAGAUCUAGAGAUGCUGAAUCGGGAGUUUCCGAUGAGUAACGACUAACGGACGGGUAAAUACAGCAGCGGGUAACGAUUGAGGGUGACCAUGCAAUGCGUUGUUCAGCAUUAAACCGUUGAUAUUUAAAAUCCCGCCAGCAGCGCUACCCUUGCACUGCAGUUGAUGGGAGGGUAAUGGGAAUUAGUAUAGGUGCAAAUUCGACAAAGUGGAACGGGCGAAUAAUUUUAUCGCAAAAAAAAAAAAACUAGGGUGUUUGUCAAAGCGGGAUUUAUGUUAAUUUUAUUUUUUGUUAUGAACGAUUAAAUGUAUUUUCGUUUUUGAAUUUUGCUAGCAACAAUAUAUAAAAAGGAAAGGACGUACCAAACGCGGGCAAAUGGUUACAAUGAUUCGGUUGCGAGGAAAUUGAUUAUAAACGUACCUAAACAUGGAGUAAUUUGUUGGGACGAACGCGUAGAAGUGAAUAACAAGCGCGCUAAAACGUGAAAUAAUGUCCCUACAAUUUUACUAAUAGAUAAAUAUACACAUAUAAA